UCUUCCCUCAUCUAUCUGUCCUGUUUUGAAUCUGCCCGGUGUUGUUGAGGCCCAAAACCCUAACUCUACAAAGAUCGAUUCCCUCCAGAAAGUCUACAUCAUGAGUCUAAUCCCACACUCAUCAGCCUCCUCCUCCUCCUCCAGGACCUACGAGAUCUGCUUGGUUUGCGAAGCCAACUAUGGAACACGUGAUUAUCGUUAUGAAGUUUUCGUCGUUGACGUUGGUCCUUGCUCUGGUGGUGAUCAUGGAUUAAGAGUAUUGCGCAAUCCCUUGUUCCGAAUUCCGGAUGCCUACGCCACUAUGGGCUUCUUUGCCGUUGAUUCGAGCAUCUACUUUCUUGGAGGAUUUCGUUUGGGAGAACCUGAUCCAUCUUUGAGGAUUUCGAACAAUGUUUAUGUCUAUGACACAUCCUCCAGCGACUCCGCCAUCAAAAAGUUAAGUUGCAUGAAUUAUGGCAAGCUCUUGCCUGUGAUUAUUGGUCCUCUUAAUGAAAAGUUCUAUGCAAUUAGUAAAUACUUGUCAUUUCACGAUUUUGAGGUGUUCGACCCAAAAUUGGAUUCUUGGUCUUGCCUUUGUCAGCCUCCUGUUUCUGAUUCGCCUGAAAAUGAUUUUGAUUAUGCCAUUGAUUCAUAUGCUGUUGUGAACGAAGACCGCGAAAUUCUCAUGUGGACCUCAUUCGGUCUCUACUCCUAUCAUAUUGAUUCAGAUAAUUGGUAUUUUUACGCCAAAGCUGCUUCUAUUCCAUUUGUCUAUGAUCGAAGGCCAACUGGAUGUACAGUGUCAAUUGGUGGUGACCGCUGUUUAGGGUUUACCCACUGCUGUGAUUUUCGUGAUCCCAAUUUAGGUUUUAUCCACCCCAAGUGUGAUGAUGGUCAUAUAGUACUUGGUACCUAUCGCCACAACAGUAGUGAUCAUACUUGGCAUGACUUCCACCAAAUCUGUGACUGGCCCGAAAAGGAAAAAGUGGAAUGCCGUGCCUAUCCUAUGUCUUUGGGUGAUGGUCUAGUCUGCGCUGUUGUGGCUGGAUAUGAUCCCGGAUAUGAUCAGAUAGUCCCUGCCCCUGCCCCUGCCCCUGCAUAUGAUGAUGAUCCCCACUUACCAAGUACACACAUUAUAUCAAUAGGGGUUUUUGUAGAUGGACCCAAAUUCAAUCCCCUCUAUACCCAUCAGUACAAGGACGACCACAAUAUGAAGUACUGCAAGAGGACCCUCGUAGCUUCCUUCCCCUUAAACAGAAGGUAGAAAGCCUUUGACAAUUGAGCUGUAAAGAGAGUGCCGGUGAGGCUAACCAUGGAUCAUUGGAUAAAAAUUGUUGUUUUCUUGAUGAUGAUGUCAAUGGUGGGUGUUACAAAUUGAAGCCUACACUAUGUUGGAGGAGGAAAGACUACAUGGGCACCAAAUGUCAAUCUCACUGAUUGGACUUCUCAUCAUGAACACAUCUAUGUGGGCGAUUGGCUCUGUAUGUUCUUUCUUUCUUUCCAUCUUUUUCGUUAUAAAUUAGUAAUUUUUAGUCUCUCUUGUUCUUGAUUGUUGGGGGUUAGGUUUGUGUCAUUCAUGAAUACAUACAGAUUUUGGGUUUGACAAGCACACCUACAGUGUUCUGGAGGUGAACAAGACCAGCUAUGAGGAUUGCAUUGCCACAGAUUUACCAAAGGUGGAAGAGAUGUGUUCCAAAUGAUAGUCGAAGACUUAUUACUUCAUUGAUUUUGAUGGGAGAGGCUUCUGCUUUCAAGGUCUCAAAGUUGCUGUUUAUUGUGAAACUUCUGCACCCACUCCAUUUGAGUAAAAUAAUUGUUCCACUUUUGGGAUUGAGACUUGAGAGUCAUUUUCUUGGAAAUCCUGUAUUUUACAUACCCAUACGACGUAAUCUUUGGUUUCCGAAAUAUGGUACUGUAAAAACUAAAAAGACGAAACUCAUUGCUAUUUGAAGUAAUUACAAACAAGUUACAAGUUACAAGCA
Molecule: messenger RNA, 1961 nt
Organism: Tripterygium wilfordii
Lineage: Eukaryota; Viridiplantae; Streptophyta; Magnoliopsida; Celastrales; Celastraceae
Exons: 2
Coding region: 101-1243 (380 amino acids)
Molecular function (GO): protein binding
Source: RefSeq, a predicted model, not a curated record